AACGGUAUAUAAAGCAAAGCGACGCGUUCAUCCGGUCUCAUUCUUCUGCAGUUCCUCAAAGGCGAGUCUAGUAUCCGGGGUAUUGAUUGAUUGAACGCGCGAGACGACUGGACUCUGGAGCGGAUCUGGAGAAGUGUGUCCAAGGAAUGUGGUGUGACUCUGGAACACCGUGUCAAAGGAACAUGUGCAGUGAAGUUGAUUUGAAAGGUUGUUUUAGAUCCUGGCACGAGCGAUGAAGAUGCCAUCAGCUGAGCACGCAUGAGUUCUGCAGGGGUGCAAGCAUCUCUGAAUGAGUUCUACAGGGGUGGAAGUGUUUACUUUAAUUCUGGCUGUGGAAAGAUCAGCAGCUGUCUGAAUGUUCUUCAGGGACUGAUCGGCAUGAUGUGCUGAUGGGAGUCACUGCAUGUGCUCAUUGACAGGUGCGGUGGUGACUGCUCCUUCAUGCUGUGUGAAUAUGAAUGCGGCAUGCACUUGUAAAGGAAGCACAAUAUCCAGGACGGCUCUGGAAAAACCAGAUUGUAUAAGGUGUGUUGCCUGCAUCCGACUCUUCUGAACUAUAUUCCAGAGCUUCGGUUCUUGUAUUGUUUUCUGAUUUGAAGUCACUUGUCUCUUUGCAGCAAUUAAGUGACAUUUAAAUGCCGUCAUCUACAUUUGUUAUAACUAGGCCAAGUUUGUAAAGUGUCCUUACUUCAAUAAAGUUGUAAAAUCAAAGGUCUUUCAAGUUUAUAAGGUUGUUGAUGUGUGAUUGUUUGGUUAAUCUCUUAUCAGUGUUGACCAAUUAACAGGCCUUUCAGGCAUUUGGUAGUAUGCAAUAUGACUAGUGUCUUUAUACUUUGAGUACUUGUACAGAGCAUUUACACUUGGAUAUUUGCCUGAUUUUGAAAGAUUUACACAUAGCUAACAUCUGGUCUAUAGAAGUGAUGUCUGAUGGUAAUUCUAAUCCAGGGGUCUCCAACCCUGCUCCUGGAGAGCUACUGUCCUGCAUAUUUCAGCUCCAACCCCAAUCAGACACCUGAACCAGCUAAUCAAUGUGUUCAGGGAUACUUGAUAAUUACAGACAGGUGGGUUGGAACUGAAGUCUGCAGGGUGGGAGAUCCCUGUUCUAAUCAAACAUACAUCAAGUUCUCAAACUGCGAUUGGUCAAUGAGCUGUUACCACGUGACAACAUCAGCGCUGCAGUACUUCAGCAUUUAGCUGAAGUUAAAUAUGAACAACGACACGGAUGAUUUUUUUUUUUUAAAACGUAUCAUUUUAGUAGUUCUGGUUUUUAAUAACCAUUCAUUUGCUGGAAAAAAAUUGCAGAUCCAUUUUUACUGCGCUAAGCCCCGCCCAUUUUCUACCCCGUUUCAUUCUAUUCCAAAGACGACUGUGACGUCGGGUGGCAGUUCUGAACAUUUAGCGCUGGAGCGGCCUGCAGUCAAUGAGACUCGGCUGUACAUAUGAAUGGACGCUACAAUUAUUAUAUCUAAUAGCUCAAUGUUACUGUCUUUGCGAGAUCUAUGUUUCCGGCGGCACAGAUGUUUUCAAUCGUAAUCUUGCUCUCAUUCCUGGCUGUUUCGGCUAAUGCGGAUUUUUUUCAGUUCGACAGCAUUUCAAAUGUUUCUACCUAUUAUUUCAAUUACAUCUAUUGCAAUAUUUGGGAAGGAGACUGUCAACCACACCAGGAUGAUGCGACCCAACAAGUGCCUACUGGGGACAUUUGGCCAGGGUUUCCCCAGUACUACACUGGCAUGCUGACUGCUUGGUACUGCAGCCUGGGUCAGUGCUGUGAUUCAGGAGACUGUAGGAUUACAAAUAAUAUCACAGGAUUGGAAAGAGAUCUACAGAUGAAGCUCCAUGGGCAGCACCUGGCCCAGUCUGUGGUUCUGAAAGCCAUUCAAGGUUUCAUCAAAAACCCUGAGUCCAACAAACCACUGACUCUGUCCUUUCAUGGCUGGUCUGGAACAGGCAAGAACUUUGUUGCCAGGAUAGUAGCGGACAACCUGUACCGGGAUGGUAUAAAGAGUGAAUGUGUGCGUUUGUUCAUUGCCCCUUUCCACUUCGCUCACGAGAGAUUGGUGGAUGUGUACAAGGGCCAGCUAAGAGAAGCCAUUCGAGACAUGGUUCUGCGAUGCCCACAGACUCUCUUUAUCUUUGAUGAGGCAGAAAAACUUCAUCCAGGACUCAUCGACGCCAUAAAACCCUAUAUGGACCACUAUGAUAAUGUGGAUGGGGUCAGCUAUAGGAGAGCCAUAUUUCUGUUCUUAAGCAAUAUCGGUGGCGGUGCCAUCAAUGAGGUUGCACUGGAUUUCUGGCACUCAGGACAGAAUAGGGAAGAUAUCGGCAUGGAAGACUUAGAACAUCUUCUGCGUGCUGAAGCCAUGGAGGCAGAAGGCAAGAGGCAGAUUCUUUUAAAUCUAAUUACUAAAUGUUUGACAAAUGUCUCAGAGAUGUUGUAAUUUAAAUUCAUAUAU
Cyprinus carpio (common carp) is the source of this 2453-nucleotide messenger RNA. RefSeq names its product torsin-3A-like. The transcript has 16 exons. Gene Ontology annotation, molecular function: ATP hydrolysis activity; ATP binding. The record is from RefSeq and is a predicted model, not a curated record. Gene Ontology annotation, cellular component: endoplasmic reticulum lumen; nuclear envelope. Lineage: Eukaryota; Metazoa; Chordata; Actinopteri; Cypriniformes; Cyprinidae. The coding region runs from base 1500 to 2438 and encodes 312 amino acids.